CUGAUUGGAGAGUUCGGUCUCCGGAACAAGAGAGAGGUCUGGCGAGUGAAGUACACUCUGGCAAAGAUCCGAAAGGCCGCCAGAGAUCUGCUCACUCUUGACGAGAAGGACUCGCGCCGUCUCUUUGAAGGCAACGCUCUGUUGAGACGUUUGGUGCGGAUCGGGGUCUUAGACGAGGGCCGCAUGAAAUUGGAUUACGUCUUAGGGCUCCGUAUUGAGGACUUCCUCGAGCGUCGACUCCAGACCCAAGUCUUCAAACACGGAUUAGCGAAGUCUAUACAUCACGCCAGGGUUCUCAUCAGACAGAGACACAUCCGAGUCCGCAAACAAGUGGUGAACAUCCCGUCGUUUGUGGUGAGACUGGACUCCGAAAAGCACAUCGACUUCUCGCUGAAGUCGCCGUUCGGUGGCGGACGUCACGGACGAGUGAAGCGAAAGAACCUGAGGAAGACUCAGACCGGAACCGCUCAGGAAGAGGAGGAAGAAGACUAA
Molecule: messenger RNA, 492 nt
Organism: Oppiella nova
Lineage: Eukaryota; Metazoa; Arthropoda; Arachnida; Sarcoptiformes; Oppiidae
Source: the annotation of a GenBank genome assembly